Spodoptera exigua (beet armyworm) is the source of this 2382-nucleotide messenger RNA. Lineage: Eukaryota; Metazoa; Arthropoda; Insecta; Lepidoptera; Noctuidae. The record is from the annotation of a GenBank genome assembly.
AUCCAUGUUAUCCUUAUGACAUGUUUAUAUUUUUAGCAUCGGCCUAACAGCCACCAUGUCUUCCAAGUGCCUGUUAAUUUAUUUAUUAACCUUUAGUUUACAAUUCUACCUCAGUUUCGCCUCAGAUAUUUGUCAACAGAAAACUUGUCAAGAAUGUAUCAGAGAUCCUCAUGUUUGUGUGUGGUGCGCUAUGAACAACUUCAAUGGCACAAGAAGAUGCAUGCCUCGGGAUUCGUACACCAACGACUGGUGUCCAGAAUCUCUACAGAAUCCAAUAAACGUAGUUACCGAAGCGGAAAGUAAAGAAUUUAGUUCCAGUUCGGAUAACGUUAUUCAGAUUAAGCCACAGCGUUAUAAGUUAAAUCUUCGACCUGGAGUACCAGAAUCUUUUAAAUUUUCAUUCCAGGGGGCUAAAGAUUUUCCAGUGGACUUGUAUUUUCUUCUAGAUGCUUCAACUACAAUGGCUAAUAUCAGAGAUAUGACUGCUAAACAUAGUGAAAAAAUAUAUUUGUCCAUUAAAGAAAUGACUAAGAACGUUCACCUGGGGUUUGGUACUUUUAUAGACAAACGAGUGUUGCCUUUUACGAACAACACUUUCGACACAGAAUUAACGUAUUCGUUUCGACAUCGUAUGAAAUUAGCUGAUGAUUUCAAUAAAUUUAAAGAUGUAGUGUCUAAAACCCCUAGUGGUCUAAAUCGUGAUUCCCAAGAAGGCGGCCUUGAUGCUCUUGCUCAAGUACUUACCUGCACAAAUGUUAUUGGUUGGAGAAAAGAAUCAAGAAAAAUUGUUGUUUUCUUAACUGAAGGACCAUACCACACGGCUGGAGAUGGCAAAACUGCAGGUUUAUUUAAACCAUAUGAUGGUAAAUGUUAUACUGAAAAUGUAACUUACACCAAAGAGCUAGAAAUGGACUAUCCGUCUGUGGGCAUGAUAAACAAAUUAGCAACCGAAAGUGAUAUUAUUGUCAUUUUCGUAGUAGAUUCUCGUGUUAAAGAUGUCUACCAAGGACUAAGUAAGGCCAUAAGUGGUUCAAGACUUACGGAAUUUAAUCGUAUUGGGAAAGGAACCAACGAUGAAAUGAUAGUGCAUGUUUUAAAAGAUAUUUACACGAAAAUUUCCAAAAAAAUUAAACUGAAAACGAAAGUUAAGUCAGGACGGAAGAAGGAUUUGAGUAUUUCUUUCGAUCCAGACUGUACUACCAACCUUAAUAUCAAAGAGUGUGACGUAGAAAUUGGUAAAGAAAGUCAUUUAGUUGGAACAGUGCGGUACGAUGGCACUGAAGACGUUACCCUAGACAUCAUAGUUGAAGGCAUUGGUGAGAAACUUACACUUGACAUAGAAUCUAUUAAAAGCUGUGAAUGUGAAAAGAAUGUGGAACUUAGAGCUGAUUAUUGUCAUGGAGAAGCCCGGUUUUGUGGAAUAUGCCAUUGCAGCGAUAAGAGGUAUGGUGAUAGAUGUGCUUGUGUCAAAAGCGAAAGAAAUAUUUACAAUGACAAUUCGACCUGCAUAGCUGCUGGGAGCAAGGACAUCUGCAGCAGACAUGGCAUUUGCAACUGUGGCUCCUGUGAAUGUUUGGAUAGGUACGAAGGUGAAUUUUGUGAAUGCAACGUAGACAGCUGUCCGCGUAGUGCGAAGAGUGGUGAAGUUUGCAAUGGUCAGUUGCAUGGGAAAUGUAACUGCGGGAAGUGCAAGUGUGCGCCGAACUGGUCCGGUGACGCCUGCGACUGUUACGACUCCGACGUGUAUUGUAAGGGAAGCGAUGGUAGUAUUUGCCACAAUCGCGGCGAAUGCGUUUGUGGCGCUUGUCAGUGCUCACAAAUUGCCGAAUGGGACGCCCGUAAUAGCCAGGAUCCGUAUUGCCAAGUGUCACCCUGUACUGACUGCCACGAUCUUCAGUGUAGGAAACUGUCAAACUGCGCCAAAGGUCGCAGAAUCGGCAAGGAUGAAUGCAACAAUGACCGUAUUAAAAUCACUGUCGUAGAUAAACUAAGCGAUGACCUCGAUUUUAUGGAUGUAUGGAAUUUAUGCAGUAACAUCAAAGUGGAAGACAAUUGCAAUACUAGCUUCUACUACCGGUACAACGAUACUGAUUACAGUAUCGAAGUUAUCAUUGCCAGGAAUAAGGAUUGUGCUCCGAAUUAUUUUAUGUUUGGUGGCCUCUUUCUCCUGACGCUUUUAAUAGUGGGAAUUGGUACUUUAGUCGCCUGGAAGCUUCUCACAGACGCGAAAGAUCGUCAUGAGUACCUCCAAUUCUUACAACAAAACAAGCUUGAUGCUUCUGGACCAAGCACCAACCCCUUAUAUGAAUCGCCAACGACUACGUUCAACAAUCCAGCUUUCAGGAAAAAAUCUAUCGAUCAUAAAUAGUAGUGAAAAUGUGC